Talaromyces stipitatus ATCC 10500 is the source of this 405-nucleotide messenger RNA. RefSeq lists its product as uncharacterized. The transcript has 3 exons. Bases 1 to 405 code for a protein of 134 amino acids. The record is from RefSeq and is a predicted model, not a curated record. Lineage: Eukaryota; Fungi; Ascomycota; Eurotiomycetes; Eurotiales; Trichocomaceae. Gene Ontology annotation, molecular function: RNA-DNA hybrid ribonuclease activity; nucleic acid binding.
AUGAUAAUCUUCUGUGACAGUCAGGCUACGAUUCAGGCAAUCAAUGGUGCUCAAAAGACAGGCCAACAGAUCUUAGGAAGCAUUGCGGAAAAAUGGGACGAGCUCAGGAGCCAGGGUGUCCAGGUAACUAUCCACUGGAUCCUGGCCCACCAGGGAAUUAAGGGUAAUGAGCGAGCGGACAUAGCAGCAAAGGAGGCAACUAGAUGGAGAUUGGCCUCUAUCAUCUAUCCUAACACAGAUGCGGACAGGUUCAAGGAGGAGCGUAACGCGUGGAAGAAUGAGGGGACAUGGUCGUCCGAUGCAAGGAAGAUUCUCUCUAAGGGAAAAUACACUGUUAGGGCAGCAAAAUUCAUGUUGAAAACCAAGCUCCUUGGGCAAUUUGGGAGCAUAGAUUUAGACAUCUAG